AGGGUGGUUAGUAUGUUGGGAAAAAUAUCACUGCAAAUUGCGGUUGAAGCUGUGGACUACUAAAGAAUCUUUCUGACUGGUAAAUAUGAUUUAUGAAAGCCUAACUAGUGAAAAUCUGGUGAGCCGAUUUCUCUUCGCGCCAAAAUUUUGAAGUGAGUGACGAUCUAGUUUUUCAGGUGAGAUUAUUCUUGUGCUUGAUUGCGAUUUUUAGAUCAGUAAAUAAGCCUUCAAAAUACAGAUUGCGAACGUUUCUGGAAUGAAGAGAAUAUAUAAUCCAAGUUUUUCUAUUUCGUUUUCGUUGAGUAAGCUGUUUUCUUGGAUCUGGAACGAAAGUCAUUUUCAUGACCGAGAGUGACGUUUUUGGUAUUUACGAGUCAAUGAUCUUGUUUUGCAGUAUCGGCACAAGGAUUAAGCUUAUGGAAGAUCUGAUAAAUAGUCAUUCGCACGUAGGAGGUAAAAAAACGCCUAUAUCUAGCAUCAGAUCAUCGUUAAAUUAGCCACAUUUUCGUUCAUCUAGAAUCAUAGUUUUUCUUAUGUGCAUUCACAUUAAUGGACCGAAGGCGUCGUAAACAUAUUUGUUCGUUUUUAAAAUCGAUUAUUGGUUUCCACGCAGAUCAGCCGAUAUUUUCGUCUCUUAGUCAAAUCAAUUGAUAGCCAUUCCGCUUUAUUUCCUUAGGUAACGGAUUGUCAUCCACUUUUUUUUUGUUCUAGGACAUUAUUAAAUUCUGUUCGAAAGCGAUCGAUUUGUAUAAAUGAUGGUUUCACGAUCUCUAUUAAUACAUAGUUCGCAGGCAAUCUGAAUGGUAAUUUUUUCCAUAUUAUUUAUCUGCCAAAUAAAAAGAUUAUUAUACAAACAUGUUCAGCUGCAUUACAGAUGAAAUCGAGUUUGAAAUUUUUGACACUGAGUGAUUUUGAGUAUGUUGCCAUGACCACUUCAUUACUUCAGAAGUAUUUUGAGUUUGCAUAAAUUUUGUGUUUGCACAUGGAUGAGCAAUUGCAGCAAAAAAUAUCAGAAUUAUAAAGUCACUCAGAGAAUAGGUCAUGCAGAUAAGCCUCAUACAAACUUGUAGACCAAAAAUGAAAUAGAUUAUGAUUUGUCAUUGAUUUAAGUUUAAUUAAUAAUUGUAAUAAGACGGAGUGGAGUCCAGUUCAGUCUGUAAUCACACAAGUGAUUAAUAAAAUUAGACAAACACAAAGCCGGAGUAUGAUUUGUUCAUCAGGAGUAUGAUCACAGACAGAAUUGGACUCUUCUCAGUCCUAUUACCAAUUAAUCAAAACUAUAGUACAGAGAGAGAAACUAGAUGUCACUUACACAUUUUUAUUACAAAAACAACAAUUAACUGAGCAAAAUGCAAGACAACAGGAUGCCUAGAUGUGGAGUACUGUCCACUUACUCAGGCAUCACUUGUCAACUGUGUUAUUACACUGUCCAAUUACAAGUGUGAUGUGUUCACUGUCCUAUCAACACUCAAAUGGGGCUGGUGAUAACCAAUCCCUUGUAAGAAUUUUGUUAUACAAUGUCAUGUAGUUUUGAUUAAUCAAGUAAGUUAAGUGUGAGUUCCAUUUAUAUAAAGGCUGUCAUGGCUACAUAUACUGGAUUACUUGAGGUUGGCCUAUGGUAACAAAAUAAUUGAUGAGGACUGGUGCAAAAUGGGCAUGGGUCCAGUCUAAACAUAUCGUGACUGAUGGAUGAUAUGUCCAAAUGAUGUUGAUGGCACAGAAAAUAAAACACUUAGCUAAACAUUAAAGCAAAGUCAUAGACUUUGAGGUUAGAGCCAUCUUGAUUAUAGUGAUUAUUCUUGUAGGAAAAGGUGAGAGAAAAGAAACUUAAUGCCAACUAAGAUACCAUUUCAAGUGGUUUACAGUUCCAGUGCUGAUGAUAACCAUCGUGAGAAAGAGCUAGAGGUGCAGUAAUAAUUUAACCAACAAGAAUAUAGCAUAACAGUGAAGAACAACUCAUUAAAAAAACCUGUCUGCCAACAGACAGUUGACAGUUGUAAAUCUUUCAGUGAUGGGCAUUCAUCAUUCAAUUGACUGUAAUCAUUAUGUGUAUUCAUUGUUAAAACGGUAAAAACGAAUGAUAAAAUCCGACGUUUUGGAGUAGUCAUGACUCCAUUAUCAAGGUAAAAGUUUAAAACAUGCAAAUAACAGUAUUUAAGCGAUGUGGCGCAAAAAAUUAACAUAAUAGGUGCGAAGAUUAUACAAAUACUUUCGCACUAAAAGAGUCCAAUUCGAGUCUGAUAAUGGAGUCAUGACUACUCCGAAAUGUUGGAUUUUAUCGUUCGUUUUUACCGUUUUAUCUUUUAAGAAAUCUCUUUUGAUACAUAUUCAUUGUUGUUUCUUAUAAAUAAUACAUUAUAGGACAUUAAAUCAUGUUCCUCAGUAUAUAGGUGUGAUGUAUGACCAAGUGCUGGUCAUUCAUUUCUGUUGUUUAUGAGUGAAUGCUAGAUAUGAUAUGUUCAGUAUUUUGGUAUGCAUCCUGAAAUCAUGGUUCAAGCAAAGGGGUAAACUCACUGUUCUUUGCUAAACACGACAUAUUUUUAGUGAUUGUCACUAACCUCAGUCCUUUUCAGGAGUGCCCCUGGCCUUUGCCAUCGAAACUUCUCAAUAAAUAUAAGUCAGUACAUACAGCAUGUACAAACAGUUACGUAUUGUGACCUCUCCCACAAGUUAAGUCAGGUUGUUCCUGAAGUUGUGUGUUUAUUUUAGCUAAACAUGUUAACUCACAGGGCAUUGUUCAAAGUAAUAAACUGGCCUCACCUGAUUUUUAAAAAUUCUUUCUUUAGUUUCAUAGUCCCACAACAAAAGGAUGGCAGUCAUCCAGGUACAAUACUGUAAUAAUUAGAACUGUAUAUACCUAUGAAAUCUGAUCUUUCAGUCAAUUUAAACUGGAUGUUUUUUUUUUUUACUAGAUACAUGUAGAUAAAUAUAUUUUAGGCAAUGAUGAUAGUUUGUUCUGAGGUUAAUCUCAGAACAUCAUAUCAUCCGAAAAAAUAUUGUAUCAUUUCUGUAAUUUUUGUUAUUGUUGAUUUUAGACUCAUCAUCAUUAUCAUUAUCACUAUUGCUAUAAUCAUGCCUUCAGUUGACAUUCUUGUGAUAAGAAUGCCAACUUAAUUCAUUAACUACUCUUAACCCAUGGUGAGAGACUCAAUGACCGAUGAUUAUAGGUCUGGGUUCUAGUCCUAGCUGGGUCAUUGCAUUGGUGCAUUGUUUCCUUCAGCAAAACACUUUCCUCUCAAAGCACCUCUCUCCACCUGAAUUAUCAGAGAAGCCUGAUGAAAUGCUGAGGGAAAUUUUUGCAAUAGACUGGUAUUCCAUGUAGGGGGGAGUAUAUGUGGUAAAACUCCUUGCUGCUUCAUGCUAUGGAAACUUAUGACAACAAGUAACUGUAUUGUCCAUCAGGUUCUGUCUUUAUCCUCAAGAACUGGUGUUGCUGAUGAAAGAGUCAGUGCGCAUAAGGAAACUUCAGAUACUCUCCCAUCAGUUCAUGAUUUGUAAGUUAUGUUUUGUGGUAUAACAUGUUAGUCAUUCAUUUUGUCACAAGAGUAGAAAAAAUAAUCUUAGUCUUGAUGAGGAAUUGAACCCCACACAUAGAGAGCAAGCAGUUUUCAAGAACUUAAAUGCAUGAACCCAAAGCAAAUACAUGUGCCAUGUACAGUGAAAUGCAUGUACCAUGUACCUUUGAAUCAAAGCAAAUUUUGCUGGGUAGUAUAUUUUCUGGUUCUCUUCAUCCAGCUUCUUGGCAAAUGAGAAUAAAAAGUGCUGUCAUGCUGUAGAAAGUCACCUGCAAUUAAUCAGCAGGCAAUAUACUUGUCACUUUGAUAAAAGAAAUGAUAUAUAAAUGAUUGCAGCUAGUAAAGUGGAGGUAUUAAUCAGCAAAGUACCUAGUGGACAGUCCCCAUCAUUACUGACAUCCAAGUUUCAACGGCUUGGGUGAGUUAGUAAAUCUUGUAUCUGAAAAUAUGUUGUCAAAUUGUUUAAAUGAUUGAUAAUAAAUUAUGAUAUUAUCUAGAACAAAGCUUUAUUAAAGGAUCUUAUUGAGGAAAAGGAAAUCUCUGUGAAAAGGUUCAGUUGCAGUGUUUGCUUAGAUUUAAAACUUCACAUACCUUCCAAUUUUUUGCUUUUCUUUCACCAUAUUUCCUUACAGUUUUGACACUUGAUCAAUCCUUUGAUAAUGGAGAUUUUCUUGUAUUUGAUAGUGUUUUGUACACAUAGUCUUCCUGUACAAUAGUACAGCUGUAUGUAAGAUUCAAUUUUGGUGUUAUAUUCCUUGCAUCUUAAAGAUACUGUAGAGAUAGAUUGAAGAUAUAAUGAUAAAUACAUUUAUGUGUUCAGUUACCAGAAAAGGAUUCUAUCAUAAAAUAUGCCAAGAAACAGAAACAAUCAUAGAUUGAUUGGUUGUUGGACUACUGUUUCUUAGAAGUUACUUUGAAAAAGAGUAACUCUUAAGAGUAUUUUGAAGUCUGUUAAUAUGACCAUUCUCUUAAAGGUAUGUUGGACUCUCAAACAAUGAAAAUACUGACUUUAAGGUAAAAUAAUUUCCAAUUUGUUUGUUUGUUUUUCUGUUGUUUUAAGUUGUCUUAUGCUGUGGUCAAUUGGCAAAAUGUGUAAACAUGGCUAUUUAUUUUUAGAAGAACUGUAACAUUUUAUUUGAUUUUCCAGGCCAGAGAACUGAAAUCCAUUCACCUGGAUGCAGAGGGUCAUUUUGUGAAACUAGUCUUACACAAGAAUCAUGUAAACAAGUACAACAUUUUCAAUCAGGUAUGUUACAUGUGGGAGACUUACUGGCCUGAUGUUAAGUGUAAUAGACUCUGGGAUGUGAGUCCUUGUUUGAGAGCUGGCUUGAUUGAUGUGUUGUGUUCUUGGGCAAAACACUUUACUCUCACAAUGCCAUUCUCUACUCAGGAGUAGAAAUGAGUACCACUAGUCGCUACUAGUAGAUAUUUUGUAUGGAUAUGCAGAAUGCACAACAUCUCUCCAGAAAUAAAAAACUUCCCCCUCUUCUUCUCACAUUAUAAUGCAUAACUCAUUAUUAUAAAGAAAAAACAUGCUUAAAACAAGCACAACAUGCAUUUACUUAGUGUUUUCUUUAAUUCUGUUUACAUAUAAUUUGAUGUUUGUAUCCUUUUUUCCUGCACUCUUUUGUUUUCUUUUAAACUACCUUUUUUCCAUAAAUUGUAAGUAGUGCACUCUAUACACUGUAAAUGUUUUUUUUUUUUUUCUUUUCUUUUCUUUUAAAAUAUAUAUUUAUCUGUUUAGUCACUCUUCAACCAGUAUUGUUUUAAUUAUUGUAUUGCACUGUAACGUACGUAUUUGUAAAAAACAGAAAAUGUAGGUAAUGUAGCUAUAGAUGUAACUGUACUGUAAGUUAUUUUCUGUAGCCGUGAUGUAAGUAAUAUAGCUGUAAUUAAAGUAAAAAAAAAAAAAAAAAGGAAAUGAGUACCAGCAAAUUGCUAGGAAAGGCUGAUGAAAUGCUGGGGAGUAACCUUAGUGAUGGACUGUAAUCCCAUCCAGGGGGGGGUAAUGAAAAGUCGCUUUAUACUAGGGAAACAGAGAUAAGCUCUGGUUUGGUGGACCACUUAAGUCAUGUACAGACAUUGCCUUACCUUUAUAUUACAUGUGUAUUGUCUUUUUUGGAUGUCAUUUCAAAGUUGAUAGUGUUUUAUUUCAUUAUAAAUGUUUUGUAGGUUGGAUUGGUUGCUGUGAAUGUGAUUGGUGAUAGGUUGGACACACCCUUUGACCCAGUGGACUCUGAUUCAGUAAAUAAAGACAACAUUGAUAAAUUUAAAUAUAUUCUGUAAUACCAUUUUGAGACAAAAAAAGAUCUGAGUUCUUUGUGAUGAACUAGAUGCUGAUCUGAAUUGACUGUAGGAUGCUAUACAUACAUGUAUAAACCUAAAAUACUAUAAAUGAAGUCCCAGCAAAUUUCACAUUUUUCUGAAUGAAUUCAGCCACCUGCCCAGUUCAGGUCAUCCACCUAUUACAUGUACAUUUUCUGAUGACAGCUCUGCUUACCCACAGUUUAUAACUGUGAGAAAUAUCCUGCAAUCUGAAGUCGCUAUUUAGUUUUUUUAGCCUAUAGGCUGUGCUUACCAAGAGCUAAAGGAGAUAUUGUACUUCAGUGUUCAAUGAAUUUCUGCAGUUGUUGAAUUUUUAUGAAUGUAUUUUUGAUGCAAAAUUUUCAAGGAAUUUGGAGUUUUGAUUUGGUUUUUCUCAACUGGUUAAAAAUGGUAAUUGAUAUUUGGCAAUGAGUGGGAAACCAUUAAAACAGAGAGAAUGAAAGUAAAGUGGUUAACAUGCAUGAUUUUUUGUUUGCUUUCCUAGUUGAAACAUGUUGACAGCGUUGUGCAGGGAUACAUGAGCCCUAAUGCAGUCAUUGGUCCUGUCUGGGGAAGAAUUAACAAGUAUGAAUCAAAAAAUAGAUUAAACAAUUAAAAUUCAAAUAAUGUUGUAGUAAUUGACAUUGACAACUUCCAAGGCAGUGUAAGACAUUGAAGACUUUGGGUUGAGAGGGAUGGGUUCAAGGCCUGGCCAGGUUUUUUUGUUGUGUUCUUUGGUAAAACACUUUACUCUCACAGUGCCUGACUUUCCACCCAGGAGUAGAAAUGGUUACAGGUGAACUUUCAGGGAAGCCUGAUGAAAUGCUUGGAGGUACAAUGUAACCUUGCCAUGCACUGAUAUCCCAUCCAGGGGGGAGUAGUAGUUACUUCAUAAUGUGGAAACCAGGACAAGCUCCAACCCCAAUGAGCCACUUGCCUUGAAGUUCAGACUGCCUUCACCUUUACUUGACAGUAUUUUUUACAUUUGACUUUUUUUUUACCUUAGGCCUGAUUACAUCUCGCGCAUGGAUGAUUUGGCCUUUGACAUGUAUCAGGUGUGAUACAAAUUAUUUUUGGUAAAGUAGAAUACAUCAAUACUUGACUGUCUUACUCACAAGAUUUGAUUGUUAUUUCUCCUCUUUAGCUACCAGCCAUUUCUUUGCAAAUAGUUAGGAGAAUUUGGUGUUGGAUAACAACUAAUAAUUGAUAAGUUUGACUAUUCUCAUCACCUCUUUGGUAGAUAAUGUUGGGAUAUUGUUGGGAGAAGUUAUAUGUUAAUCACGUCUGGGAUUUGUUAACUUCAAUGCCAAACCUUAUUUCCAUGCAGGAAAAUUUUUUCCAUCCCUGCAUUUUCCCACAGUUGUCCUUUUUUCCUUCUCCCCUUUCACCCUUUUGCUUUAUCCUUCAUUUUGCAAGCUUCUCUCUGUCUUACCUUUCCUUCCAUUAAAAUGUAACUGCCUAAUUUCUUUGUGUUGAUAACACUUUGAACAGGAUGCGGAAACUGCAGCUCUUAUCAGGAAACUGGAUGAAAGGAAGCAAGGAGCUGUAAAGGGUAUGUAAUAGUGAUUCAAAAUGGCUAAUGAUCAUUUAAUAUAAUACAUGUUUGGUGUAUUUCUUCAUUCCUUAGUGAUUUUUGUUCAGCAACUUCUUGUUCCUCUUGAUCAUUUAUUAAAUUCAUUUACAAGUCUAGAAUUCUAGUGACCUCCAUUCAUUUUUAAUGUCUAAGUGUCUUUGAGAUCUCCUUGCUACUACAUCUUCACAUCUAAAUUAUAUUUUAAAAGUGAAACACGUACCUCAUCAUUGUAUUGUGGUUUUUGUUUAUUUUAUCAUAAAAUAUGUACUUAUUCUUGUAUGAUCUUGUAGUAAUAUUUAUACUUCUUGUAAGUUUUUCAUUCCUGGAUAAUGAACUUUAAGUCAUUAAUGAAUCCUUUUUUGAUUUGUAUUUGUUACUAUCCAGGUGACUGUAUGUGGCAAAAUAGUAGUGAGAAUUUUUUUUUCCUUUUACUCUCUUUAAAACAGAGGAAAGAUAUGACUAUGCUAAGAAGCUGACAGCUGUCAUCUCAGACUUAUAUAAGGUCAGAAUGACUCUCAAAGGUUAAUUUUUUAAAUGCUUAUCUUUCUGUGCAGUGCUAUGAGAAAUUUAUGGCGAUUUCGUAGUGACCAGAAAUAAUGCAAAAAUGGUGUUUUGAAAAAGAAAAUCAUUUUAGAAUUUUUCUGACCUUUUUUCUGUUUAAUUGACUUAGUUAUUAAUUGAAUUAUUUUUCAUCCUUUACACCAUAACAUCAAAUGAAUAUAAAUUUCCUCCAUAUUUAUGCAAUCCUUUUGGUAUGCACAAGAAGAAAUUGUCCAACAAUCUAGAGCUUCUUGAGUUUGCAAUCAUUCCCUUUUUUUUCUUACAACCUUCAUGUUCAAGUUAGGGGUAAUACUUUUAGGAGAAAUUAGAUGUUGAUGUCUUAGAAAUAAAAUGGUUAAGGAAAAUUGUGAGUCAUCUAAAUUGCUGCACUAAGGUUUGGGGCUUCAUUCAUGUCUGGAUACAAACAGGAUGGAAAGCACGAUAAUUUUUUUUCUUCCUUAAAUCAGUAAUUGGAGAGUGCCAUAUGUCUGUUGACUAAAUAAGCCAUAGAAGGAUUAGAUAAAACAUUUGUUAUUUUUUGACAGGUUGGUGAGAAGCUGGGAAAGUAUGAAGCAGAAAAGAAAAAAGCUGUUGAGUUAGAAGAUUUUGAUCUUGCAAUGGAGAAGAAAGUAUGUAUAACUAUUUUUUUUAGAUGCAUUUUAUUGUUUUUAUCAUAUCUUGUAGCUCACUAAAUUUUUUUGCAUUAUGUCUUAUUUCCUUAGAGACAGAGUGAUGAAUUUCGUUUGUAUGUUUACAAACAGCUGGACAUUCAGGAGCUUUUGGAAUUGGAUGGGGUGAGCCAAGUCUAAUUAAAUAUCUUCAAACAUUUUUGAGGAAUUUGGAUAAAAUUUAUAUUCAUUUAAUGUGGCUGAUAAUUUUUUAUUACAUAUCUUGUUUUAGAGAAAAAUACAUGAACAUAGGUCAAUCAAUAUAAGUAAGUAUAUUUUGAUUCAGUUAUAAGGUAACAUUUAUUUGAUCAAAACCCUUUACACCCAAACAUCAGUAUGCAUAUUCUCCAUAUUUGUCUCUAGUAAGGUACUGAUAAAGAGAAUUUGUUUAACAAUCAAGAGCUUCAAUUGUUGGUGGUUUCAUUCAGGGGUGAUAUUUUAAGGAAAGAUUAGAUGUCAGCUACAUGUAUGCCGUUGACAAAUGAAGCACUUUGAUGUUUACAGAGCACUUGAGAAACUAGAGUUACUUCUGGUCCCACUUUGAGUAACCUUUUUGCAUCUCUCCAAACUUCCCAUGUGUUCUAUAUCAAUGAAUUCACUGCUGAUGCAUGGAUUAAUUGAUAGUCAUUGUUACCACUGAACAGCUUUCAAGGCUAGGAUGAUUCUGUAACAUUCACUGCCUUACAAUUGUCGUUAUGCUCGUUUAACCACCAGCUCCACCACCACUGCCUCCAAUAGCAACAGAUCAGAAUAGACACCCUCCCCUUCAUCACCAUGAGGAAGAGAGGAACAGCCCACCACUGCUGGCACCAAUAAAACGACAACCUUCUCCAAGAGAAGACACACCACCUUUGAUCAGCCCGAGGAAGGUAAAGGAACAUAACAGUAUUUUACGGUUAAAGGUUAAAGCUGCCGCGGAGACACUCCUUAGCUUUUUCUAUAUUUCCCUGAAAGUUUGACAGUAGUCAGGUCAGGUCAGAAGCAGGUCAGAGAAAAUAGGCGAAUUAAAGCUCAUUAUAUUCUGGAAGAAUAAAGGCUCUGUGAAAUUUAUGAAAUAUCUUUCUUUGGAACACAAGACCAAAAAUCUAAAGGCCGUUUACAGGGUAAAAACAAUCGUGUACAGUCCCGCCAAGAAAGGAGUAUGAACCCCUAGUUUUGUUUGGGAGGCUACAGACCCUUGUUUUGUAAGGCUUUGAUGCCAAAGACGCGUAGUGCUUCAAAACUUGAAAAAACUUGGGGCACAUACAACUUUCGUCAUUUUGACGGGAUUGUGCUCGAUCAAUCACUUCAAACCAUUUUGCCCAAGAUAAAGUAAGUUGCUUCUUCCCUUGGGUAGAAUUCUUGUGAGAAGAGGCCUACUGUCUGGAAUUGUUACCAAAAGUUCUUGAAAUGAAGCCCUGAAGCCAUUAAGUCCCCAUUCUGUGGAAACAAUUAGAAGAGUGUACACGCCUUCCCCUCCUCCCCUCUCCCCCCCCCCCCACCCCUUAAAAAAGGGGAAAAACUUAACUUCAGUAAAUGAAAAAACUUUUAUUUUUUUCAUUGUUAAGGAUGACGAUGCUGAUGAUCGACCUCUUCCUGCUUUAAACAAAAGGUAAAUCCUGUGAUUUUUAUGGGAAUGUUUUGUGUUAAUGCUCACAGUUAGUACGUAUGGGUAAUGCCUAGAAUGAGAGAGCUACCGCAACUCAUUCUCCACGUCGAAAAAAGCAGUUACUUUUAUUCUGCUGUUAUAUGCAAGACAUUUCCUUCAAACACUACUUGAAGUUGGUGUCGUUUUUUUUCUUUCUUGAAUUUAGACCCCUUGAGGCUGACCAAGAAGUAGAAGGUGUCAAGGAGCCUCCUGAAAACACUGGUAAUUAGCCUCGUUCUUAUGCAGAUGACAGACGUAUAGAUGACGUCAUCAUUAAAUCUUUUUUUAAUUUUUUAUUAUAUGAAACAAAUAGAUUCCAAGUUGCCGUGCGUCUGUUCAGUAACAGGUCACAGAGGACGUCAAAAUGUGCAACUUGGAAUCUAUUUGUUGAAUAUAUCUCAUGAUGAGCCCUAGAAGUUGAUAAGUCUUUCUCAUAGCUCUCAAAGAAUUUACACGUUGUCAUUCGCUGAUUCGAUCUUGUUCGAUCUUGUCAACAUGGCCUACCUAACAGAUUUGAUGUACCUUUUUUUUUCUUCACUAAUAACUGGUGACACCAAAGAUCGUAUCUACUGGAAAAUGAUUAUUUAAGAUUAAAUCUGUGUUUUUGAUGCGUGUUUCUCCCACAGAUGGACCAGAACCUCUGAAGGAGAAUGAUCUCAGAGCUGCAGGGUUUGUCAUUGAAAUUUUUGGUGAGGACUUGGUAAGUGCCUGAUGAAUAAUCACUUUGUUUCGCGUGUAUUAAAGUAAGAGAAAUUGGCUAAACUGCAGAAUACCCGGCCACUUUGGUCCGCCUCACUUACAUGUGUCGGGAGGCUUUGAAGAUCGAGGCAUAACACAAUAGACGCUAUUCUUAUCAAUGACAUGUAAAUGAGUGGUCGGGUAUUCUGCAGUUGCUCCGAGAAAUUUUCCAUUGAGUGUCGAAAGUAAACCAAGAUUGCGUUAGUUUUACUCUACUUUGCUCUGUGAUUGGUCCAGAAAACUUACGCCACUCUUAAGUUAAAACCAAUCACGUCUUGGUCGCCCGCGUUUUCCCGCGCUUUAUUCAGUUUGUUUGUUUUUACUUUGAGUUCUCAUUGGCUCUUAAUAGUAUUUUCCUUUCUUUUGAUUGGCCGUUGUGAUUAGUUUGGAUUUGGUUUUGCGACACUCAAUUAACGCGCUAAAAGUCAUUCAAAGAAAAACGUCCAAAACCCUAAGAGGUACAGUUAUUCAUGGAGCGUUUUUCGCUGUUUUCGAUUUAGGUUCAACAUGCUUAUUCAAAACAAUGGAAAUAUCGUCAGGAAGCAAUGGAGAACGUCGAAAAGGAAAUGUCCUCUGACACACCUCAGCUCAUAUCAGACAAAGAUCCCAAAGCAGUUGUCAAGGCAACAGUGUUCCUGGUACAAAAAGGAAUCAAGGAUCAAGUGUUUUCCGUAAGACCGUGAAGUUUUAACUUUUUUUUCUCAAGAAUGGUACAAAAAUCUUGCGAAAACAAUUACAUUUCAUGUUUUUCCAGGUCUUCAGUGUCUCCCUAGAGGUGUUGCGCUCUUUGGUAAAGACUUACAUUCCUCAACACAAGUAAGAAUUUUACUUGAUUGUCCUUUGAGUAAUUUUCAAUUGAGUUUGGAAAGUAUAUUGGGAUUGCUUUGGUUUUGCUUAAAUUCUCUGUCUGAUCGGUUUAAAAAACUCAUUCCAUGUUCUUAACCAAUAAGACGCCAAACGAAAACCAAUCUAGACUUGGUCGCCCGCGUUUUCCCGCGGUUUUGGAAGAUAGUCUGUUUUUACUUUGAGUCUUUAUCGUCUAAUGAUUACACAGAACUUUCUUAUGAUUGACUGUUUGGAUUUACAUUGUUUUUCUUUUUUUUUAUUUACAAAAGCCAAUUGAAAACUGCUCUAAUUUACUUUACCAAUUCGUCCUUUUUUUCAAUACGUGUUGGAUCUCCUCAAGAUUUGAAAAUUUGAAGCACACCUUUAACUAAUAUAAAAUAAAUCACUGAGUUUUUCCUUAUUACCCCAGGCUGGCAAAGUCAGAAAUAUCGCAUGUUGCAGAAAAGGUGCGUGAAAUAUAGAGACAUUUUCUGAUGACCACCUGUUUUCCGUGAAGUUUGAGCGUAAUUCCUUCAUCUCAGCAAAUUGGAAAAAUGUGUUUCAGAUAUGCGGAGCCUGAUAAAUAUUACGGAGCCUCACUUAUGCUUUGCAGAAAAAACCUCCUUGGCUGAUGAAUGUUUGCAUGAAUGCAUGGAAAACUAAUUUUGGUUUGAACAUAGUUCGCGCUGAUCUUGGAACUAUAAACUUUUUUUGUAUUCCUUUUACAGACAACUCCUCCACUGCUGACAAAAUCUGGUGAAAUGGUUAGUUGCACGUCACAUAUGUUUUAUAUAUGAAAUAAUAUCUAUUUGUGAAUUAACCGAAACAACUUUACCUGACAACCCUCCCUCCACCUCGAGACAAUUGUACGAAGCGUUUAUAUGGAGUUGUGAUUUGUAACAGCUGUCUCCUCACCAGUCUCUCUAGUGACAGCUAGGCAGGUUACAUAUUGGACAAAAUUUGAGCCGUCUCGUCUCGGGCAGAGAGGGGGGGGGGGGCUCUCGGGUCGCCAAGAUUGCCCCACAAGUGAUGUACAGGUCUUCUUCAUUUCGAAGAUUCAGGGCGAAUUACGAAAUAAUUAGUGUCGCGGAUUUCGCCCACACUCCAUUUUAUGGUUUCUUGAAUGUAGUUUAAAAGUGAUUCUAUUUGCACUGUCACAUCCUUCCAAUGUACUUCUGGUUUUUUCUUAUCUGCUCUUUUUUUGGCCUGAAUAAAAAUUCCUGUUUUUAGUAUUGAUUUUUUUCUCUAGGCUGCGAGAAGUCGCGAUGUUGCCACUGCUAUGAUAAUGGAGUUAGCUGUACACAAAGAUAUUAAGGUUUAAGAUCUGCUCUUUACGUAUAACAUGCCCGAGUAUGUUUGAUGAGAAAUAGUUGUGCAAUAGUUAGCACUUUCUUUGGGUCUAGGCGUGGUGUUAAACUACGUAGGAUGAUGGCAGACACGAGAAAAGUUAUAUAUAUAUAUAUAUAUAUAUAUAUAUAUAUAGAUAGAUAGAUAGAUAGAUAGAUAGAUAGAUAGAUAGAUAUAGAUAGAUAUAGAUAGAUAUAGAUAGAUAUAGAUAGAUAUAGAUAGAUAUAUAGAUAGAUAGAUAUAGAUAGAUAGAUAGAUAGAUAGAUAGAUAGAUAGAUAGAUAGAUAGAUAGAUAGAUAGAUAGAUAGAUAGAUAGAUAUAUAUAGAUAGAUAGAUAAAUACGAGCCGGAGGCGAAUUAUUUACAAACCUUUCGAGGGUAAACUGAUAGAAACAGGGUCUAUCGCUCCUUAGAUUACUCUUGGAUUUUCUAUGAUGCAAUAAACGAUAGGCUUUUGACCAAUCAGGGCGCCAGCAGUAUCUCGCUUAUUAUAAAUACUGUUUAGUGCUUGAAAUUGUCGUUUCAUCUCCUUUAGUGAUAAUUGCUUUAUAGAAAAUGAAAUCUUGGAUGCAAUAGUGCAUUUUUACAGAAAUCUUUCUCUUUUCUGAAAAAUCAGAAAAUUUGCUCAAGUAGAAACACUCGGUUACAAAAUUUUACCUUUUUUUUUUUCUAGCUUCUGGGUGUUAUACCGGACCAUGCAACACGGCCAUUUAAAGCCAAACAGCAAGUUUCAGUAAGUGAAGUUUACACUUUUAUAAGUGAACUAAGCAAACUAUGCAGGCUUUUAAGUAACAUGUUGAUUUUAGUUCUGUUAUGUUUUGUUUUUAUUUCUAUUUGUUUGUUAUUUUGUUUUGUUUUUUGAUUGUUGUUGGUUUGCUGGUCCGUUGGUUUUUUGGGACCACAUUAUGUGCUGUUAGUUGAGGAAAACACGUUUAUCUCAAGGUGGUUAGGGUGCAAUAAGGAUCCCAGCUACAGAAUUACUGUACAACUGCUUUCAUAGAAGAAUAGAUAAAUUCAUCUAUUUGCCUAUUCUUACACAAAUUUUUUGCCGCAUUUAACAAACUUUCCUAAAACGAAAUGAAAGAAUGCCAUCACACUGAUGGAAAACUAAUAAAUAAAAAUAAACUCACACUUGCAAAGAUGACGUUUGAAUUCUAACUUUUGUCGGAAAGUUUGAUAUUUUUCUGUAAAUCGUUCCAUUCUAGCCCAGGAUGUACAAAAGCAGGAUUGAGAUUAUCGAAAAGCUUCUUGGAGUACUGGAAUUAGACUCUGAUAAACCUGGGUAAGUUUUGGAUUGCUACCAACUGUCAUCCUUGAGUUAGUUUCAAUUCAGUUUAUCCAAGAAAUCUUCCUCCUAACAUUUUUCUUUCUGAAACAUGACACGCACAGUUUCAAAAGGACCCUCUAUGCUACAUGAACAAUUACUUCCCUAGAAACUCGUAUAUUCCAUAAUUGAGCCGAAUUUCGAAUUCUCUGUGAGCUAAGCUUUUCAGGAAACAUUUACACUAUGAUUAAGGAGGAGACUUGUUGAAACCAUAUUCCACUGAACUGCAAGACAAGAAUUCCUGCAAACUGUUCCUUCAGUCAAUUAAUUCUGAGAAAUUUGUUUCUGUUCCCUCUAGGAGCCUUUCCACCGGAAAUAUAAUGAGGGUAAGAUCUAACUUUAAAUGAUAAGCUGGUUGGUUCUCACUAAUUGAACCUAUGGCAGGACAGGCGCAUAUUUAACGUCACCAUUAACUAUUUUUGCUUCUUUGUUGUAAAAACUAGAUAUUAUGAUUAACAUGUAGAUUGAAAAGUAAAUGUCUGUUUUUUAGUGAGGAUAAUUUACUGAUUUAUCACCAGGUUGUGUUACCGGCACUAGAACAUACCAGUGGUGACGUAAGAGAUCCAGCCUCACGCUUGGUCCUAGAACUGUACAAGAAGGUAUAGGAAUUUCACCUUUCUUGUUCCUGGUUGUUUGGAAACGUUAACGGUGGACAUAAAGGGAAUUGCUUUAGGAACAGUCCUAAUUAUGGCCCAUUCUUUAGGAACCUGACCACGCAGGCUGCAGUUUUCUGAUAGGGUCGAUUAUUUAUAGUGCAAUGGUAGAAUGUAGAAAACAUGUAAUAAGAACUAAACUUUAGUUAAACAAGCUCAGUAAUCGUACAGUUAUAGAAGAGACUUGCAGUUCGGUGUGAUGUCAGUUUUCAUACCAAAACUUUUGUUGUUUAUAUUAAGGGCAAUUACCUGCAUAGAUUUUUAUUAUUGGUAUUUGUGCAUAAUGGCCCAUCCUUUCAUUGAUUUUCACGUUUAUUUGUUUUAUUUUUUUAAAGGUGAAAGACGCUGUUCGAGAUUAUCUACCACCUGAUGAACCGGCCACCAGGAAAAACCCGCUCUACAGAAACCUGUUUGACGGGUUUGAUAGGAUCGAUGGAAAGCCAACAGAAGCUGAGAGAAAGGUAUGGAUAUUUGUGGAAGAGUUGUGAAUGCUUUGUUAUAGUGUCACUAAUCAAAAUAUUUUUGCAGUUGCAAUUUUUUAUGUUUCUGAGGGAUGGAAGGUUAUGGCGAGGGUUGGCCUCGUGCUCGAGCCAUACUUGCUUCUGCUCGCAUCAGAAACGCACUAAAGGAAAAAUAUUUAUGCCAGUUUGAAAUCAUUUCACCUUUUCAUUUCUUCAUAGGCAAAAGCAAAGACAGCGGCUGCAAACUCGGAAAAAGCCAAGCAGGCCGAGGUACAGAAAGUGGCCUACGAAAUGAUUAAAUUCUACCUUGUAGUUCAGUCUCAUCUCUCGCUGAUGUUUGUGUUUCACAAAUGCGUUCUUAAUCUUUAACGAAAAAAAAAACCUUAGGUAAUUUGUCGCACGAUGUAACUGUUUGAGAACAGCUCAAAGAGGUAGACCUCUAAAGAAAAAGAAAUGCUACUUGCUUAGCACACUUGUUUAGCAAAGCACAAGAAAGACUCUACUGGUUUUAAGUGGAUAAUCUCAGGAAGCAGAAACUGACUCUCCGCAACUGGAGCUUCAUGUCUCCUUUUACAAAUAAAUGUAAAUACAGUUUGAAAAGGAAUUCAUGAAAAAAUAAUUAUUAAAUCAGGGGGGUAGUGAAUUGCACUUUCUUGCUUUAAGAGCAUCUGUUAAGAGAAAUGUUUUUCUCCCUCCUCAGAUUGCGGCAUUACAGGCUCAACUUCAAGCGCUUAGAGAUAUGGCUGGGGUUCGUAUAUAACCUGUACUUACAACUACUAAAUGACGGUAUCUAGAUGUUGUCCUCAUCCUCCAUACUGUUCCCCACAUAUUAUUUAUGGUGCUGACAAGGAGAAUUUGUUUAACAAUCAAGAGCUUCUUUUUUUGGUGAUCGUUUUUAUUCUCGUGACUUUAAUGUUUGAAACAGAGAGACGCUUGUGGUCCAAAAUUUAAAUAUUUUACUUUAAACACCGUUCUUUGACGUUUAAAUAGAAUCUGAAAAUUAUUAUUGGCAGAAAAUGUAGUUCUUCCUAAGUAGUGUAGAACUUCAGAGACGAAAUAUGAAGGUGUCUGAUAAAUAAAAUCUUGUGUUUAGGAGUCGAACAAAGCUGGGAAUUCUAAGCCAGCAAAAGGUUAGUACGUGCAGUGCGGUGAUUUGUUUACUAUAGAAAAGUGUACCAUUACUAAUAGACAGGCAUUUUAUUCUAUUGAUAUGCCUGAUUCUUAAGCUGUAGUCUUUUGUCAUAUUGAACUGUUAUUUUUGUCACAAAUUGAUAAGAACAAAGAGAUUGAUUCACUGACUUACCGGCUCUGACUGAGUGGCUUGUUGGCGGGUUUGAAGACUGACUGACUGACUGGCCUGUUGGUUGGUUAGCUGACAGACUGACACAUUAACUGGCUAGAUGGCAGACUGACUGACCAGCUUGUUUGGGGGUUGGCUGACUGAUUAACUGGCUGGCUGACUGACUGACCAACUGGCUUCUUGGCUAGCCAGCUGACUUGCCAACAGACGAGCUGAUUGGUUCACCGGCUGGUUGAAUGACUGACUGACAGACUGAUUUGCUGGCUGCCCGGCUCGCCAGCUGACUGACAAACGGACCUACUGACUGACUUGCUUUUUACUGACAGACUGACUGACUGAAUGACAAACGCGAUUAUUUUAUCACAGCAUGCCACAAAAAUCUGGUCAUCCAGAUUCCACCUCUUGAAACGACUUAUUAGUGCUUCUGUGUCCAAGGGGGUCAUGUGACAUGCUAAAGAAAUCCCAUAAAGCAUCUUGGGCCUACAGUCUUACAGUGGAGACUGUAUGGUAGUGUGCCUUUAUACAAACUGUUAAUACUUUGAACAGGAUAACCUCGUUGCUCUCUGCUUGAUGAGGAAUUGUCAGGUUUACCAGUACCAAUAAUUUCGAUAUUUUGUUUUGUUGUUUGCAGAAGAACAGAUUGACGUAGACAGGUAUUAUGCUUGCUGAGUAUUACAUUUAGUACUUAAAUUAAGUGAUAUACCUCUGGUAACCACAGUUAUGCGGCUGUGAUAAGUCGAUUGUUUUAUCAUGUCUUGUUAUGAUACAUGUUUUCUCCGUGAAUGUCAUCGUAUGAUUUUAAAGACUUUAUUUUAUUCGUUGGCGAAUAUGAAAACCAUCACCAAAACCUUUAGAGUGCAGUUUCCUUGUGUUAAAUCAUGGGUGUUAAAUGCUAGCAAUUCCUGCUUGCCGUUUACCCGCCCUGAAGGUUUUUUGUAUCGCAAGAAGUUCUUUAAAAUGAAUUUUUCACAUAUCGCCCUUGAUUUUCUAAAACGCCAAUCAGAUCUGUCCCCUUGUUAAGCUCAGGUUGUAGGGCGCCGGACUGCUGUGUGGAAGGUCGAGGACUCAAGCCCCAGACUUGACCAACACUCAGUGUCUUAAAAUAACUGAGGAGAAUGUGCUGCCUUUGCUAUCACAUCUGCAAGUGCUUAGACAAUCUAGUCUUCUCGGAUUAGGAUGGAUAAGGAUGAAGUCCCCCGCAAAGUCUUGCAAAGCGCCAUGGAUAUGGUGCUAUAGAAAUAUUUCAUUGUUAUCAUUAUCAUUAUUUUUAGUUAUUACUAUUAUUAUUAUUAUUAUUAUUAUUAUUAUUAUUAUUAUUAUUAUUAUUGUUAUUGUUAUUAUUAUUAUUGUUGUUAUAAUUUUGUAGGCUGCAGAAUACCCGUUGUCCAAAACUGCGGCCGAAACAAAUCCUUGAAAGUAAAUAGUUGGUGAUCUCUGGACAAGGAGAACCACUCGAUAAAAUCAAUUGAUUUUAGAUCAAGACAUCACUCAUUGCUUAUUUCUCUCUGUCUAUUCUGGAUACCAUACAGAAUGUGUAUCUUCUGCGGUGAGAAGAACGAAUCUUUCACAGAAGAGAUGUUGGAUAUGCAUUACUGGAAGAGCUGUCCCAUGUUAAAAAGAUGUGACCAUUGUGCUCAGGUAACUUACCCUCCCCUCUCUGACUUGUCAACGCAAAUGUUGUCCUAUAAGUAAAAUAACUGUUGCUCACCAUCUUCUCUCCCUUGCCUUCCCCUCCCGUCAGGUGAUUGAAAUCUCUGGUGUGAGUGAACAUCUUCUGACUGAGUGUGAGUCCAGUGCCAAAUUUGUUCAGUGUCCUCGAUGUAAGGACGCCGUUCUUAAAGUGGAUCUUGAAGAGCACUUUGCCAAAAAAAAAUGCAGCCGUAAGUUCUUUGUUUGUUGCUCUGCAACGAAAUGAGCUCCUUACAAGCUAAAGUGCAUCAUAGUCGUCGUUUUAACGUUGUUUUUGUAACAAAGAAUUUAACCAGAAAGUGUUCUUCACUCCUUAGCGUUUACUCUCUAACCCUCUAGACCCUAAUAUCAGCGUUUAUAUUGUCCAUACUGAUUUUUAUACAUUUGUGUGGCACUGACAGGGAUAAUGUAGUCAAAAAUCAAAGAGAUUUUCAAGUAUCAUUUCUGGAACUCACAUGAGCGUAAUGUUUCAUUCAGCAGUGAUACUUUAGUGAGAUAUUAGCUGCUAGUCACCCUCAGGGGUUAAGGGGUAAUAGGAUACAACGUUUUGGAACAUUUUUUAAACUUUGCUUGGAAUCCUUACCAAAAAUGUCUUCGACAAAAAUAUUUAAAGGGCGAAAUCUUCCUCUUCAACCAGGCACACCGUUGGCUGACACUUGAGGUUCUCCAACGCGUCACACCUUCUUCAUUCAAAUGUCAUUUUUAAUAGGUUUUCUUUUAUCUGUACGAAUUUUUACGUUUGUUUUCAUUGCACCUUCAAGAAAUAUUCCUUUCGUUUCUUACCGUUUCUGCUGCUCAUGGCUGACGUGAUCACAUUCUUUUUCUAAUAACACAAAUGGUUUCUUUAGCAUCCCAAGGUCCCCGCUGUGUUCUGUGUAACAAAACUCUCGGCAAAGGAGACGAGGUGAGGUCCAUCGAAACAGUCUCUAUCUCGUUUAUUUGCCGUUCAACGGUGAUGUUAUGAGUGUUUGCCAAUGAAAGUAACUUUUGCCUUUUUCUUACUUGUUUUUUAGGCCUGGAGCAAACAUUUGAAAGAAGAAUGUGCUCCAAACAAAGCGAGACUACAGCAGCAAUCAGGUAAACUUACAGGCGAACAAGAAACAGAGCUAUAGUGUAAGACUGGGUGUUCAGAUCCAGUCGUGAAUGAAUUAACUUUAUCGACCCACGGUAUCCACCAUCAAUAAAAGGUGCUCUUCCAAGGAGCUGUACACUACGAUUCAUUGUGACUAGAUUGCCAUGUUUUUGAAAUGUUAUUUUUUCAUCAUUUAUUUUGCACUCUAACAAAAUUCUUGCAGUUUGCUUUAUUGCUUACAUCUCAUAGUUCAGUCGAUGCUACUUAAGUUAUUCAACUCUACUGGAAUUUUUCUUAUUAUGAAACCAGUCUUUAAAAGGUGUGGCUUUUUAAGGUUACGCUCAAGUUUCCAUAUUUUGCUUGAUAAAACUCACGUUUUCCUGUAUUAUCGUAUUCAGUCAGCAAAGCUCCAAGCCAAGCAAGUUUGAGGAGUACCCGAGGUAGAGGAGGGAAGACCACACCCCUUGGAAGAGGCGUAGGAAAGGGGAGAGGUAAAGGAGGUGUCGUCAAGCUCAGAUAAUACACGGCUGGCAGUGGAAGUCAUCGUUAGGAAAUAAGUAAACCAUAAUAAUCUUGAAUUUUGGCGCCUUAUUUUACCAUGUGAACCUUCUCUCUGAAAUAUUGGAAGUAACAUCACGUCUCACUUUUAAAUCCAUAGUGAUUCUCUUCUAGGCAUGUUAAUAUUCGCGCCAUAUUUUAAUGUAUAAAACUGUCCGAUCUUCGAAUGUUGUGAAGUCCUGCUAUCGCGAUGUUUUCGUCUUCCGAAGUCGAGCGAGGACAUCUGUAGGUAUAUCACUGUAAUUUUGCCAAAGGGCAUCUUCAGGGAUACUCCGCUACCCUUCCCUGCUUAGCAUUUCAAAGCCUUUUUGACUGACUCCAGGGGUGUAAGAUCUAGAGUCAGGACUA
This is a messenger RNA of Pocillopora meandrina, 20541 nucleotides long. Lineage: Eukaryota; Metazoa; Cnidaria; Anthozoa; Scleractinia; Pocilloporidae. The record is from the annotation of a GenBank genome assembly.